UGACAGAUGUUCGGCUUUCACCGUCGAGAGGGCGCUUCCUUUUUUUUUUUAUAGUCUGAUUUUCCUCUUCGGCUGACACAGGAAGUGGCUCUCGUUGUCUUGGAAGAGAUUCAUGUAGACGCCGGAAGAGAAGGCCGGGGCCAACGGCGAGGGUCCAAGAUGGCGGAGGUGGAGGAGGUAACCGAAGGCUGCCGUCUCCCUGUGCUGCGCCGUAACCAAGACAAUGAGGACGAGUGGCCACUGGCUGAAAUCCUAAGUGUCAAGGACAUCAGUGGUCGGAAAUUGUUCUACGUUCACUACAUUGAUUUUAACAAACGUCUGGAUGAAUGGGUGACCCAUGAUCGGCUGGACCUGAAGAAGAUCCAGUUCCCAAAAAAAGAGGCCAAGACCCCCACCAAGAAUGGGCUGCCAGGAUCCAGACCCAGCUCUCCAGAACGUGAUGUGAGGAAGACCUUGGAUCUGUCUCUACAACCAGCCGCAACUCCAUCCAGCGGUAAAACCCUGCCCAUCCCGGUGCAGAUAACCCUCCGUUUUAACCUACCUAAAGAGAGGGAGGCCGUCCCCGGCUCGCCCGACCAACCCCUCUCCUCCAGCUCCUGCGUCCAACCAAACCAUCGUUCAACGAAACGGAAGGUGGAGGUGGUUUCUCCAGCAACGCCUAUCCCUGCUCCAACAGAGACUACGCAGGCAUCCGUGUUUCCCCAGAAUGGUUCUGCCCGCCGAGCAGUGCCAGCCCAGCCAGGCAGGAAGAGGAAGUCCAAUUGCCUCGGCACGGACGAGGUGAGUGCCGGGGCUUCCGACUCUGCCCACCUGCUCUGCCAGGUGUCCCGGGCUGGAAGAAAGCAGCUCUUUUUCGGUUGUGAAAAAUAUCUCCCCACUUGUGAGCAGGACUCGCAGGACAGCUCGGACGGCAUCCCCUCCGCCCCACGCAUGACAGGCAGCUUGGUAUCGGAUCGCAGUCAUGAUGACAUCAUCACGCGCAUGAAAAACAUUGAGUGCAUUGAGCUUGGCCGACACCGGUUGAAGCCUUGGUACUUCUCACCAUACCCACAGGAACUCACCACCCUGCCUGUCCUCUACCUGUGCGAGUUCUGCCUGAAGUAUGUCAAGAGUCUCAAAUGUCUCCAAAGGCACCUGACAAAAUGUGACCUGCGGCAUCCGCCCGGGAACGAAAUCUACCGCAAGGGGACCAUCUCCUUCUUUGAGAUCGAUGGGCGGAAGAACAAAAGCUAUUCUCAGAAUCUCUGUCUGCUUGCAAAAUGCUUCCUGGACCACAAGACCCUCUACUAUGACACAGACCCUUUUCUCUUUUACGUCAUGACAGAGUAUGACAGCAAGGGCUUCCACAUCGUUGGCUACUUCUCCAAGGAAAAGGAAUCCACAGAGGACUACAAUGUUGCCUGUAUCCUGACUUUGCCCCCCUACCAGAGACGAGGCUACGGCAAAUUGCUGAUUGAAUUCAGCUAUGAGUUAUCCAAGGUGGAAGGGAAGACGGGAACACCAGAAAAGCCCUUGUCAGACUUGGGGCUCUUGUCUUACCGGAGCUACUGGUCCCAGACCAUUCUCGAAAUCCUCAUGAAUCUCAAAUCAGAGACUGGGGAGCGUCCACAGAUCACUAUCAAUGAAAUCAGUGAAAUCACAAGCAUCAAGAAGGAAGAUGUAAUUUCUACAUUACAGUACCUCAACCUUAUCAACUACUACAAGGGCCAGUAUAUCCUAACACUUUCAGAGGACAUAGUGGAUGGACACGAGCGUGCCAUGUUGAAGCGGAUCCUGCGGAUCGACUCCAAGUGUCUGCACUUCACCCCCAAAGACUGGAGCAAGAGGGGAAAGUGGUGAGAGUGGAGUCUGACCACUCAAAGUGAAGAGUGACUUUUGGCAGAUCCUCCCGUGCCGGGACAAUAAGGGCCAGGGCAGAAUGCUCAAGCACUCCUUCAGAGACAUUUUUCUGCCAGCCCUGAACCACAGGCAGUGCUGACCAGACCCAGCUGCUCUUGCCUGCCCGUUUGUAUAUGAUUGUAUAGCUCAGUUUUGUACAGAAAUUCUGAAAGCACAGAACAGUGUAUCCUCCCUCCCUCCACCCUUCCACUCUUCCUAUGCUGUUACUUGAUGGAACGGCGAUUUUCUUGCGAAGUGCCAGUGACUGAACUUUGAAUCCUGCUUCAGGAGAAAAAAAAGAUUCUUAACAGGCUACUUUCCUAUAAUGCACUGCAGUGGAGCUGCUGCCGCUGCCACCAUUUUUCCAGACAGAACUACGCUGCAGCUCCCAGGUAAAAAAACUGUUCUGCUUUGGCACAGGACCUGAAGGUGAACAGCGAGGGCUGCUCUUGCUCCGUGAGCCUCGAAGGCAGAAGCAGCCUGCUGAGACCUUGUUGUAGCACAGCUCUGCGAGUAAGUUUUUGGGGAAAAGCCUCCGCCUUCCACUGCUCUAAAGAAGGAGCAUCUACAGCAAUGGAGCACCUCUUGGCUGAGGAAAAGGGUUCCUCCGUCACGUCAGCCCAAAACUUCUGUGAAGCAGAGGUGGGAGAGUUCAGAGGGGGACCCCAUCCAGCUCCUG
Messenger RNA from Gekko japonicus, 2557 nucleotides. It is a transcript of the gene KAT5, whose product is annotated as K(lysine) acetyltransferase 5. Gene Ontology annotation, biological process: regulation of DNA-templated transcription. The coding region runs from base 160 to 1839 and encodes 559 amino acids. Lineage: Eukaryota; Metazoa; Chordata; Lepidosauria; Squamata; Gekkonidae. The record is from RefSeq and is a predicted model, not a curated record. The transcript is spliced from 13 exons. Gene Ontology annotation, molecular function: histone acetyltransferase activity.